GGCCCAGCAACGAUAACAGUCCCAAUCCAACACGUCCCCCUUCUCCUCAGAUAAAAAUCUGGCAGGGGCGACCAACAAGAACCCUAGUCUUGCGGAUCCAUCCCAAUCCCAUAUUCGCAUCCGUCGCUGCAUCUCCUCUCCCCACUUCUCCGCCGGACUCCUUUUAGAUUCUCCGACAUGUCGGACUCGGAGGAGCACCACUUCGAGUCCAAGGCCGACGCCGGCGCAUCCAAGACCUACCCGCAGCAGGCCGGCACCAUCCGCAAGAACGGUUUCAUCGUCAUCAAGAACCGCCCCUGCAAGGUUGUUGAGGUUUCCACUUCCAAGACUGGGAAGCAUGGCCACGCCAAGUGCCACUUUGUCGGCAUUGACAUUUUCAAUGGAAAGAAGCUUGAGGAUAUUGUUCCCUCAUCUCACAACUGCGACGUUCCUCAUGUUAAUCGUACUGAGUAUCAGCUGAUUGACAUUUCUGAAGAUGGAUACGUUAGCCUUUUGACUGAGAGUGGCAACACUAAGGACGACCUGAAGCUUCCCACUGAUGAAGCUCUGCAAGCCCAGAUCAGAAGUGGAUAUGAUGAAGGGAAGGACAUUAUCCUGACUGUGCAGUCCGCCAUGGGUGAGGAACAGAUUUGUUCUCUGAAGGAGAUUGGUGGUGGCAAGAACUAAGCCACUCAUUGCUCCUGCUGUCCGCCUGGGAUACAUGUGCUCUAUUGCUGAGUGUUCUGAAGCUUAGUUGCGAUACAUACAUAGGCAUUUCAGUUAUCUGUGGUUUUAUUUUAUCCCCGAAUUCUUGAGGUGUUACUUUCUACUUGGUUGUCUGUCUCUGGAAUCCCUUUAAACUUAAGUGGAUGGUGUAAUUCUGGUUUACUCGUCAAUGUGAAUUGCAAUAUAUAUAGAUUCGUUGCAUUAUUCGA
Setaria italica (foxtail millet) is the source of this 914-nucleotide messenger RNA. Its product is annotated as eukaryotic translation initiation factor 5A. The record is from RefSeq and is a predicted model, not a curated record. Gene Ontology annotation, molecular function: RNA binding; translation elongation factor activity; ribosome binding. NCBI's taxonomy places the organism in Eukaryota, Viridiplantae, Streptophyta, Magnoliopsida, Poales, Poaceae. Gene Ontology annotation, biological process: positive regulation of translational termination; positive regulation of translational elongation. The coding region runs from base 178 to 666 and encodes 162 amino acids. The transcript has 6 exons.